AUGUACUCAAUCCAAUUGAAGGGUCUGUCUGACAAAAAACCUAUGGGUUUUGGCUGGGGAGGGGUAUGGGGUAUGGGGUAUGGGAGGUUUAUGGGUUAUGCUAUGCAUUUCUCUGCGAACCAACUUGUUGGAUGCAAAAUGCUAUGGGAUAAGAGAGGUUAUGGGUUCUCAGAGGGGAUAAGAGAGGUUAUGGGUUCUCAGAGAUACAAGGAUACAGGAAUAUGUGUAUAUGAAUUAGUACAAAACAGCCAGAAGCGAGCUACAUUUGUGGAUGUGUGUGUAGGAAUAUCUAUGUCAAUCAUGCACUGUCUGCUAUGGAGGUGGAUCUCGAUGGAGAGCCUAGGUUUGUUCUGGCACUCCUUUGGACAGGCUAAGGACAUUCCCGUUUUGUAA
This is a messenger RNA of Laccaria bicolor S238N-H82, 393 nucleotides long. RefSeq lists its product as uncharacterized. The record is from RefSeq and is a predicted model, not a curated record. Lineage: Eukaryota; Fungi; Basidiomycota; Agaricomycetes; Agaricales; Hydnangiaceae. The coding region runs from base 1 to 393 and encodes 130 amino acids. The transcript is spliced from 8 exons.